AUGAAUCCGCCACAGCCGUCGACGUAUCAGCAGCAGCAUCUGUUUACACCACAGCCAUCACCGUUGAUGGUGAACACAGUAUCGCUUGAUGGAUCCGGCACUAUAAACCCGGCGACGCUGAAUCCUGCAGUCUUGUCGAACACCAGUCCGCGUGGGAUCAAGCGGAGUAGAUCUCCGGAUUCAUACAAAGAUCCUUCUUUGAGUGAGACUGCAGGACGAGAUGGCAGCGAAAUUCAGAAGCGGAAACGCGGCCGUCCGCCAAAGGCAAAAGGAACCAACUCUGCCCAAACAUCUCCCCAGCAGGUCUUGAGUACCCCCCUACAGCCUCAGGCCCCUCCCCUGACCAUCCCUCCGACAGUUCCACAGCAGCAGCAAGUAGCUGUACCACAACCUCAGACCCCGGCUCAGGUGCCAGCUGUCGUUCCAGCAACACCAACUCCGGUUGCUCCCACGGCAAAACCGACACCUGCAAAGCCCGUCAUCAAGGCUUUGCCUACCGUCCGUGAUCAUACCACUGACCAGUUAACAAAAGAGGGCGAUGAAUACAUUCCUCGCGAAACUGACGAUGAUGGCGAGAAGAAGGUCAUGCCCACCGGGCAUCUCAAGAAUGGUCGAGAAUACAAAUGCCGGACAUUCCUGGUACCAGGACGCGGUGAGAAACUCUUCAUGCUUGCAACCGAGUGUGCUAGAGUAUUAGGUUAUCGUGAUUCAUAUCUGUUGUUCAACAAGAACCGUUCACUCUAUAAAAUUAUUGCUACGCAAAGUGAGAAGGACGAUUUGAUCCAGAAAGAGUUGCUACCUUACUCUUAUCGCUCCAGACAGAUUGCAAUUGUAACUGCUAAGAGCAUGUUCCGGCAAUUUGGAAGCAGGGUUAUUGUGAACGGUCGCAGGGUCAGAGAUGACUACUGGGAAAGUAAGGCCCGGAAGCAAGGAUUUACUGAAGAGGAUCCCGCUGGUGAGAAACGACCUGGUGCUGCAAAGCAGAGAGCACAGCAGGCCAGUGAAGCUGCGGCUGCUGCUGCCCAACACCCCGAACCACUCUACACCAACGACCCAGUUACCAUCGACACACAACCACAACCUCAAAUGGUUCAGCCUGGGUUGGGAGGUCCUGCCCCAAUCAGUCUCGCCCCUCUGCCAAUGAUUCACCUCACUCCAGACGACAGUCGUAUCAAGGACGCGUUUCCGAACGUCCCCAGGCCUCGACAGGAGAUCACCGGUCCUCCAUACGUCGACAGGACUUCAUCGACCCCUCAUUCGCAGUUGCUUGAACAGGGCCACCAGGCUGCCACUUGGAAUAGAGAUUUUGGAGCCCAGCGCGUCAUGAGAGCGCAGAUGUACAAUGAGAGCUACUGGAAGUCCAAGUCCCCUCCACCGAUGCCAACUCAGGGUCAAGGACAGGCCAGACAGGGCACCCAGCAGCAAAUUCCAACUCCUCCUACGUCUCUUCAUGGCCAACAUGCCCCUAUGCCAGCUCAUCCUCAGAUGACGCAGGCCCCAAUGAUGAGCCCACAACAAAUAUCGACCUUACACCACCAGCAAACUCAAGGCCACCAACUUCCUGUCGCCCAAACCCCUGUCAGAAUGCAGAGUAUCAAGGCCGAUCAACUUCACCAAACUCCCACCGCCUACAUGCAUCAGCAAGGAAUCUGGCAACCGCAAACCCACCAUACCCAAGCCCAUAUGUCCCCUCCUCCAACUGGGCAUGCUCAACCCCAUCAUACUCAGCCCCAUAUUACCCAAAUUCCCCAAGGAUAUCAGAUGCACCCACAAGCUCAACAACAGCACUACCAGCCAGCCGCUAUGUAUGGGCAGCAUUUCAUGCAACCUCAGCAGCAGCAACCGCAACAAUGGAAAUCACAAAUGCAACAACCACAUCCAACUCAGUGGAGUUAUCCAGGAAACACUUAG
This is a messenger RNA of Orbilia oligospora ATCC 24927, 1911 nucleotides long. RefSeq lists its product as uncharacterized. Gene Ontology annotation, cellular component: nucleus. Gene Ontology annotation, molecular function: chromatin DNA binding. The transcript has 3 exons. Lineage: Eukaryota; Fungi; Ascomycota; Orbiliomycetes; Orbiliales; Orbiliaceae. The record is from RefSeq and is a predicted model, not a curated record. Bases 1 to 1911 code for a protein of 636 amino acids.